Messenger RNA from Adineta steineri, 669 nucleotides. The record is from the annotation of a GenBank genome assembly. Lineage: Eukaryota; Metazoa; Rotifera; Eurotatoria; Adinetida; Adinetidae.
AUGAUGGGAUCUAUUGGUAUAAGAUGUUUGUCAUUUUAUUCACCAUAUGAAAUACUUCAAUGUGAUGAUAAUAAUGAUCCAUGUCAAUUAAAUAAUACUGGAUAUGUUCCAAAAUGUACUUAUUAUUAUUUUGAAAUGUCUCAUGUAAUAACAAUGAUAACAUCUCUUAUAACAUGGCAUUAUGGACUUCGUUAUUUAGUUAUUAAAUUAGUUCGAUUUAUUCGAUGGAUUAUGUUUAGAAAUGAUGAUCAACCACGAAUUUUAUGUUGCAUUUGUUCUUGUUUUCGUUCAAAACAACGUAUUAUUAAAUAUAUUAUGUAUUUUCAAUAUAUUGGUUUGUGGAUUUAUUAUUUCUGUAUGGUAUUCCUUGGUUUUAUGUUUAAUCUGAGCAUCACACGUACUACUGUUCUUACAUUAGGAUCUGUUUGGAUGCCUAUACUAUUAGCAGUAGAUCGAUUAUUGGGACUUAUUGCAGCUAUCAUACCUGAAUUAUUAGAAAAUUGGUUAAAUAUAUCAGCAAAACUCGAAUAUUUACAAAUUUUAAAUUCUAAUCAUUUGCAUCUCAAGAAUUUCGAACCUCUUAUUCAUUUGAUUAAUAAAAAAACAAAAAAUUCUAAAUUAACUGCAGACAAUAAAUUAUCAAACAAUAUCAAAACUAUUAUCGAAUAA